This is a messenger RNA of Vespa velutina, 4840 nucleotides long. Its product is annotated as collagen alpha chain CG42342-like. Bases 728 to 2893 code for a protein of 721 amino acids. The record is from RefSeq and is a predicted model, not a curated record. NCBI's taxonomy places the organism in Eukaryota, Metazoa, Arthropoda, Insecta, Hymenoptera, Vespidae. The transcript has 26 exons.
CGUCCUCCACGCGCGUCCGCCGCCGGUCGGCGGUGGAUGAGUCGGUGGCUAGAGACCACGAAGACGGCCGAGCGAAGGCGAGCGCGCGCGAACCGACGAACCCUCGGCCCUCAACGGAGCGUCGCCCCACCACAUCCAGUCGUACUGCGAAUGCCAUACCGUGAGCUUCGUAUUCGCGCCAUUCCCGAGUUACUUUUUCCCCGAACGUGACUCUUUAGCUUUCCUCAAGGAAGAAGGAGAGAGAGAGAGAGAGAGAGAGAGAGAGAGAGAGAGAGAAAGAGAGAAAGAGCGAGAGAGAUUUCUUCUUACUUCGAAAAAGAACAAAAGUUCCUUGGACGCGCGCGUUUUGCACGAUAGAAAGUUUGUAUUUCGCGGGAGAGUUGCUAUACCUAGUUGCUAUACUACUCGGUUUGUUGGUAGUUUGAAGGAAAGGAGAGACUUGUUGUUGGAAACGUGUAACGCGAUAGUUAAUCCGAGUAGGUGCUCGAUCGUACGUUCGAUUAGACGCGAGUGGGAUCGAUCGAUCGAAGGAAAAGAUAUAUAUAUCUUGUAUACGCACAUAUAGAAAGAAAAGACCUCGAGUAACGCUAGGAAAAGCAUGCUGCGUGCUUCCAACCGGACAAUGCCGGCGUGGAAUCGCUCGUAAAGGGAAAGAUCGAUUGGAAGUCGAUUAUGAGGCGCGCCUGAAGUCUUCGAAUCGGUGGAGAAUCUUGAGGAGGUGGAGAAGAUGGAGUCCUCGGGACUUGUCACCGAGUGGUCCUCUUUGCCGAACGCGCCCAGGGAAAAGAAGGAACGUAAUCGUGCGAACGACGACAUAAUCACGUCGACGCCGAUCGUCCCGACGAUGACGAUGAACUUCCGUAAGGAGUCCUGUAUAAAUUGGAUGAUGUGCGCCCUCUGUCUCGCGAGUCUCGCCGUGUCAGGGAUACUGACGUAUCGCGAGAUGCGCUUGGAAUCGAGGAUCGGGAGUCUGGAGGCCCGAUGCAGGAUCCAGGAGACGCCGGAUGUCCUCGUGCAGAGGCUUAGGAGGGAGCUGCGCGAAGAAUUUGAGCAACACAGGCUCGCACCCGCGAGUGCUGCCUCGGCGGCACUCUUCAGGAUCAAACGCGACGUCACCGAGUGCAAUUGUCCACCAGGUCCACCGGGAGAGCCAGGUCCGCCAGGGAAAAAAGGAAAGAAGGGCAAAAAGGGUGAACCCGGAGAGCCCGGGCCGCCGGGUGUGGCCGGGACGCCGGGCAAGAACGGUUUUCCGGGACCUAUCGGGUUGGACGGACCUAAAGGAGAUGCGGGUCGACCGGGUGAGAAAGGACAAAAAGGAGAACUUGGAAGCCCUGGCUUCGAUGUCUUCUCAGCAGUAAAGGUCAAUGCACAGGGAUUGGGGUUAAAGAGGUCGGUGACGACCCUCCGUGGCGGGACACUCGGAUAUGCGGAAAUCGUCGCUCUGAAGGGACUUCAGGAGCAAGGGCAUAAUAUAUCGACGCAAACCAUCAUACAACUCAAAGGUGAGCCAGGAGAACCCGGGCCACCGGGUCCACCAGGUCCACCAGGAUCAGAGGGUCUCCCAGGACAUGAAGGCAGACAAGGGAUUCCUGGUGAAGUCGGUUCGCCGGGAGAAAAAGGUGCGCCUGGACCAAUCGGACCAAUUGGUCCAUCCGGUAUUCCAGGACUUCCGGGUCCUAAGGGUGACAAGGGAGAUAAAGGAGAUCGUGGCCUGACGACUUCGAUGAAUGGCGAACCAUUUCCAACGGGAAUAUUGGAAGGUCCUCCUGGUCCACCUGGACCGCCUGGGCCCCAGGGCGAGAAGGGAGAGCUGGGUCCGACAGGACCACCCGGUCUGACCGGCGAGAAGGGUGCCCGGGGAAAGCAAGGGAAGAGGGGUUUCAAGGGUGAGAGCGGUAUUACAUUGGCGAGGGGUCCACCCGGCCCACUGGGUCCAAAGGGUGAAAGGGGUUACCGGGGCGAAAAGGGCGCCAAGGGAGACCAGGGCUCGCCAGGACCUAAGGGAGAACAAGGAGCUCAGGGUCCACCGGGAUUUAACGGGACCGAUGGCGAAGCUGGCAUACAAGGUCCACCGGGAUUACCGGGCCUUUCCGGACCCAAAGGUGAGAAAGGCGAGUACGGUGAUAUCGGACCUCCCGGACUCAUGGGACCUCCAGGUUUGCCUGGUCCACCGGGCUAUCCUGGGAUGAAGGGUGACAAGGGUGAAAAGGGCGAAUCGAAGUACAAAAAACUGAGAAGAAGGCAGGGUGACGGCACCUUCGAAGUCAAUGCGGGCGAAGUGAUUAUGGGACCUCCUGGACCACCUGGACCAGCCGGUACUCCUGGAUUGCAAGGUCCACCUGGUAUCAAGGGCGACAGAGGACACGACGGCGCCAAGGGUGAUCCUGGAGAGAAAGGUGCCAAAGGAGAUCCUGGUCCGAUGGGAUUACCCGGCCCCAUGGGACUGAGAGGCGAAUCCGGAAAGCCCGGAGAUUCCGGGAAACCUGGCGCCAUGGGACCCUCAGGACUAGACGGCAUGAAGGGAGCACAAGGGGAGCCUGGAACGAAGGGUGAAAGGGGAGAUCCAGGAUUGCCCGGUACCGAUGGGAUUCCAGGAACGGAGGGACCGAAGGGUGAGAAAGGUGCUAAAGGCGAUUGUGGACCACCUGGUAAGAGAGGAAGAAAAGGAGACAAGGGUAACAAAGGCGAUCAGGGUGUACCUGGACUAGACGCGCCCUGUCCCCUCGGUCCUGAUGGCCUUCCAUUACCAGGUUGCGGCUGGAGACCACCUCAGGACACGACGAGUACGUCGACGCCAGUGAUCGAAGGACCAGAACCCGCAGAAACGGAUUACGAGCCGGAAGAGGAGUACGAGGAGUAUCCAGAUCACAACGGGAACUUAGCGGAGCCAUAAUGCUCAUUGUGCGCUGCCCUACUCACCACUACAACCACCACCAUCACCAACACCCUCAUCACACGACUCACCCUGCUCUCCCAAACUAACGUGGUCCUGCCAAGAAGUAAUAUUCUGCGCGAAUGGCUGGCGGAGGAGGAAGAGGAGGAGGAAGAAGGGCAGUGACACAGAUGGUUUACUGAAAGUAGCGCAUUUUCAUCAAGGACCUUCCUGUAUCCGCGUCGCUAACGUACACGACUCACCAACGAUUCACCGUAUUCCGAAUUCGAUGCGAUCGGUUUAGCGAUAUAUACGCCAAACUAAAUCAUCUUGCCACAGAGGAGUGUUGUAAAUAAGUGUACUUACAGUGUCUAGCGUCCGCAGUGCGUGUACAUAAAUAAUUAGUUUACUGCUACAAUUAGGAUCCAUGGUGAUGAUGAAGAUGGUUGUACGAUCUCUCUCUCUCUCUCUCUCUCUCUCUCUCUCUCUCUCUCUUCUCUUUCUUUCUUUUUCUUUCUCUUUCUCUCCCCCUUCUUUCUUUCCUUCUCUCUCUCUCCCCCUCUCCCUCUCUCUCUCUCUCUCUCUCUUUUUCUCUUUCUCUCAAUUUCUGUCCACGAAAUUAUCGAGCAAUUCUCUAGAGUCUAAAAGAACAACAUCCAGAUUCCUCCUACGACGACAAAGAAUGACUUUGAGAGAGCGAUCGUGAUUCCGGUGUUAGCUUCUGUCUCCUGCUGAAGUGUAUUGAUCGAUCGAAUACGGUGAUGCGGCGCAUAGUGCAAGAGACUCACUUCUUUUUUUUUCUCUCGAUGGACAAAAAGAGAUAGCCAGGAUUGAUAAUUAUUCUUGCUACGAUCGUCGUAUUUCGAGGGCUUCGCUAUCCUAUGUGUAAUUUCUGUGUGUGUGCGUAUGCGCGUAUGUGUGUAUGUAUGUACGAUUGAUAUGCGAGACUUCCUUGUUCCCCGCAUUCUCCAGGAAGGAACGUCUAGAAUAUUAUUUACCUUCAUCUACGGCUACGCGGUACUUCCAAAGUCAAUUUUGCUCGUAAUAACGAUUACGUUCAGAAUUAAACUUGUCCUGCGUAUCAUAAGUGACAUAAUUACCGAACCCAAUAAGCGAUCACCCGCAAUAUUAAUUUCGGAUUUUACGAAAAAUUCCUCCAAAUUCGCUACGAGAGAUUCAGAUUUUUAUACGAUUGUAUUUGAGUCAAGACCCGUGCGGCUCUGCUUUCUCGUUGACUAGAAAUAUCGCUAGUUUUUAAAUCGAACGAGUAAUGUGUACACAUUGUCAAUAUUAGCAAUUAUAAAAUAAAUUUUAAGUGUAUAUCACGGAUAUAUUAUGCCGUUUCUACAUCGGUACAGAUUUCACCGUGUUGUUGCGUGGUAGUCCGAAUGUUAAUUCCGUGUAUUCGAUGGACAGCUUGUGGACGAAGAUAGGCGGAUGAAUUGGACUACGAUUUUACCCGUCCGCUUCCAACGUCUCGAUCUUCCCCUUAUUCGCACGAGCAAGCGAAGAACCUAACGAUAUCGUACUCGCAAUAAAGAUAUGAAGAUUUUCUUCAUUCCUUCGAGUAUAAUUUUUGUUAUUUCUCGCUAUAAGUGUACGACAGUGUAUUAUAAACUUAGUUUUGUACCGAUUAAAUAUUUAUUAAUGGUUACAAUGAUUGUCAUUAUCAAAGCUUAAGCAAUUUGUACUUUUUAAAAUACGAUUGCACUUCAUUCUUAGGAUAAGGUUUUGUUACCAGACAAGUUGGAAUGUUUUCGGGCUGUUCUAUCCACAACUUGUGAUGGAUGUCGUCCUCCUUCAGUUUGGAGCACAAAGUAUGUAAACUGGCCUCGUCAGAAGCCUAACAGUUAGAGAAACUUUGUAAAAGUUACUGUAUUUCUUUGAUGAUUUUAUAUGUACAGAUUAUAGUAAACAAGCACAAUAAUAUAAUAUAUUUAUGUUUUGCUUCAAGCAAGAUAAACAUGA